UGAGUCUGUUUCAUAAUGAAAGAAUUUGCCUGAAAGGAUCUUGGAGUGUUUUGUGUAUGUCCUCUUGAAGAACUGACAUGGAGGGAAUACCCCAAUUUCUUCAGUCUAAAAUGUUUUGGAAUGUUUCAACUAACUCCUCAGAGAGCGAAAAUGAAGUUCAGUCAGCCUUUUCACAGACUGAGCACAAUAUAGUCGCAGCUUACUUAAUAACAGCAGGGGUAAUAAGCCUUCUCAGUAACAUAAUUGUGUUAGGCAUCUUUGUUAAGUACAAGGAACUUCGGACAGCAACAAAUGCAAUUAUUAUUAACCUGGCUUUUACCGACAUCGGUGUUAGUGGCAUUGGUUAUCCUAUGUCUGCUGCUUCAGACUUACAUGGAAGCUGGAAAUUUGGAUACACCGGAUGCCAGAUCUAUGCUGCCUUAAAUAUCUUUUUUGGAAUGGCAAGUAUCGGGUUGCUUACAGUUGUUGCAAUUGAUCGUUACCUGACAAUCUGCAGGCCUGAUAUAGGAAGAAGAAUGACUACCCGCAACUAUACUUCCCUGAUCCUAGCUGCCUGGAUAAAUGCUGUCUUUUGGGCCUUGAUGCCUAUUGUAGGGUGGGCUAGCUAUGCCCCAGAUCCAACAGGAGCCACCUGCACGAUAAACUGGCGGAAAAAUGAUGUGUCCUUUGUUUCUUAUACAAUGACUGUAAUUGCUGUUAAUUUUGUCGUGCCCUUAACAGUCAUGUUUUACUGUUACUACAAUGUUUCCCGCACAAUGAAGCAGUACACUACCAGUAACUGCCUGGAGAGCAUCAACAUAGACUGGUCUGAUCAAGUAGAUGUAACAAAGAUGUCUGUUGUGAUGAUUGUGAUGUUUUUGGUGGCUUGGUCUCCAUAUUCCAUUGUAUGCUUAUGGUCUUCCUUUGGAGACCCAAAGAAGAUUUCCCCUGCAAUGGCCAUCAUAGCACCUCUAUUUGCAAAAUCUUCCACAUUCUAUAACCCCUGUAUUUAUGUCAUUGCAAACAAAAAGUUCCGGAGAGCAAUCCUGGCAAUGGUUCGAUGUCAGACUCGGCAGGAGAUAACUAUUAAUAACGCCUUACCAAUGAGUGUCUCUCAAAGCACGCUAACAUAACGCGGCUGAUCGAAAGCACUGCCACUUUAUUUACCCUAUAGUAUAUGUUUUGUACACUACAUGGAAAAAAGUGGUCAAACCUGGGCCACAAUUAAAUUUGUAUCACACUGUAAUAAUAAUCCAGUCCAACAUGCCAGUUGUUUUUCUCGUUGUCUCAAUAAUAUUUAAUACAGUUUUUUUUUAAAAAUCCCAAGAUUUUAGUACUGAAAACUAGGCCAAUUGGCAUAAUAUGCUUAUCCCUCUCAAAAGGCGAUCGUGAAAGCUCAGUGUGUUUUGCAUCUCUUGGAUAGUGGGAUAAAAUGGUGUGGGAGGGAGAAUAAAGCAGGACAUGCUUAAUUGUGCUACAGUAACAGAAAUAAAUGUUGUGUAUGGAUAAUUCUUUUGGUAUGUGUAAUUUCCCCCUUUGAACUCUAAACCAGUUCCCAAAACUUCAGGCACAGUACUACUGUAUCCUGCAUUCCCUUCCAUGUCUCAAACGCAGAUUGAUCUGACCUGAAAAGGUUGCUUCUAUGAGUACUGUAGUAUGCAGGCGUAUUUAAACUCCAAUGUUGCCAACUCUCUUUAUCAGUUUUGCGAUACACCUCUACCCCGAUAUAACGCAACCUGAUAUAACACAAAUUCGGAUAUAACGCAGUAAAGCAGUGCUCCAGGGGGGCGGGGCUGUGCACU
Messenger RNA from Chrysemys picta bellii (western painted turtle), 1781 nucleotides. RefSeq names its product retinal pigment epithelium-derived rhodopsin homolog (gene RRH). The record is from RefSeq and is a predicted model, not a curated record. Lineage: Eukaryota; Metazoa; Chordata; Testudines; Emydidae. Gene Ontology annotation, cellular component: plasma membrane; photoreceptor outer segment. Gene Ontology annotation, molecular function: G protein-coupled photoreceptor activity. Gene Ontology annotation, biological process: phototransduction; G protein-coupled receptor signaling pathway; visual perception.